This is a messenger RNA of Aureobasidium musti, 645 nucleotides long. NCBI's taxonomy places the organism in Eukaryota, Fungi, Ascomycota, Dothideomycetes, Dothideales, Saccotheciaceae. The record is from the annotation of a GenBank genome assembly.
AUGCCCCGUACAAAACAAACACCUCGACCAAAAGUUGAGUUCGAGCACGAUGAGCUUACGACUCCUUUCACAAAAGCCCGCCAAACAAGCAUACGAAUCCCCGAUCUCCGUCGUGACCACCUUUUUAAUGCUCUGUUCAUACUUGAUGAGGUGCCUGCAACUGUGCUUGAGAAGAACCGUAAGCUCACUGGCGGCUACUUUCUCUGGCUGGCGGAGAAUAAUCUCGAAGCACUGCCUCAACAUGAUGCAGACGGCUCGGCCAAACCACGCAUCUCAACUGAUCGGGUUUCUUCCUUCAUCGGCAAGACAGUUGAGGAUGCCUUCAGAUUCAUUGCUACUGUUCCUCUUGAAAACCUUGUAGACAGGCAGUUUAUUGCGGUCUUGGACCAUCGGCUGUACAAGGAAAAAGACUGGCUUGUGAUUUACAGAAUCGAUGCAGAAGGAGAGAUCACUUCAAUUCCUUGCAAGGCUGAGUUCAUUUGCAUGCAACUGCACGGCUACCAAAAUCACAACUGGCCGACAUUCAUGGACGACUGGUUGCGAAAAGGGAAGCCAGUUUUUCACCCAGAUCAGGCCGGGGCAGAAGAGGCUUUAAGCAGCAGUCCGCUUUUGACAAAGCUCUUCCUCAAGCCUGGCAAUGAUUGA